AUGGAGGAACCCGAAGAAGGAGAUGAAUCAGAGGAAGCCGAGGAGGAGGAUGGUCCAUUUAACGGAGGUGGAGGAGGGCGGGGCCAAGGGGGACAGAAGGGUAAAGGAGGGCGUGGCCAAGGUGGACAGAAAGGGAAAGGAGGGCGUGGGCAAGGGGGAUCCAAGGGCAAAGGAGGACGUGGCCAAGGGGGUCCAAAGGGCAAAGGUGAACCAGGCCAGAGGGGUCCCAACCGUGAUCAAGUCGGUUCCAGGGGCAGAGGACGUCGUCCAGGGGGAUCAAAGGGCAGAGGAGGCCCAGGCCAGACAGGUCCAAAGGGUGGACAAAACCGUAGCCAGGUAGGUUCCAUGAGCCAAGGAGGUCAAGGGGGUCCUAAAGAUAAAGGAGGACGGGGGCGUGGAAAACAGCGCACCAUGGGUCAAGGGGGGCAUGGUCAAUCAGGUUCCAUGGGCCAAGGGGGACGUGGUAAAGGAGAUACUAUGGCCCAGGGGGGACGUGGUAAAGGAGGCCCCAUGGGCCAGGGGGGACGUGGUAAAGGCGGCCCCAUGGGCCAGGGGGGACGUGGUAAAGGAGGUUCCAUGGCCCAGGGUGGACGUGGAAAAACAGGUUCCAUUGGCCAGGGGGGAGGUGAAAAAGCAGGUUCCGUGGGCCAGUGGGAACGUGGUCAGGAAGGUUCCAUAGGCCAGGAGGAACGUGGUAAAGGACGUUCCAUGGCCCAGGGGGGACGCGGUAAAGGAGGCCCCAGGGGCCAAGGGGGACGUGGUAAAGGAGGUCCCAGAGGCCAAGGGGGGCGUGGUAAAGGAGGUCCCAGGGGCCAGGGGGGGCGUGGUAAAGGAGGUCCCAGGGGGACACAAUUCAUACUCCAGAAUCACACGUCGCUACGACCAACGCUUGUACUAGGCGAUAGGACAAGCACGAGGCAGACAAUGGCGAGGCUACACACCCCAUGGGCGCUACUCUGGGGGAUGGCCAUUUGCACCUAUCUCGGAAUGUCGGUAGCCAAACCAUUUGCCGAGCAGAGGACAGGCUAUGGGGAGGCAGAGGGCCGUUCUGAUGGAGCACGAUCAGCCAUGGAAGAAGAAAGGGAGGCUGAAGCAGGUGUUCUCCGUGAUUGGAUCGUUCAACUGGACGAGCGGCUCUUGCAGGCGUUUCCUGAUCAGCAAGACGUCAACAGUCCAGUCGUCGACAGUUUGCGGCAAGACGUAGGAGCGAUGGAGGACACGAAUGAGUAUGGCGACGACCAAGAGGAGCCAUUAGAAGGAAAGCAAUAUUUUGAGGUGGAGGGACGUGAAGAGGAAGAACAAUAUGAGGCAGUAGACCAUGAAAAAAUGCAGAAUGAAGAGGGCGGUGAAAAUGAUCAGGACGAACAAACGGAAGACGAAGCAGAACAAUAUGAGGAAGUGGACUAUGAAGAAGCGACAGAUCUAGAGGGCAGUGAAAAUGAAGAAGAGCAAGACUGGGAAGGAAGCUAUGAAGCAGCUCAGGAUGACAAGGACGGUGAAAAUGAAGAAGACGAAGAAGCUGAGGAUGGGAGAGAGAGAGAUGAGGAAGGCGACAAUGAUGAUGUGGAAGAUGAUGAAGAGGAUGGUAAUACGGAAGUAGGCGAAGAGCAAGACUGGGAAGAGAGCUAUGAAGAAGUUCAGGAUGACGAGGACGGUGAAAAUGAAGAAGACGCAGAGGACAAGGAUGGGGGAGAGAGUGGUGAGGUAGAAGACUAUGAUGCUGUUGAGGAUGAUGAAGAGGAUGUUGAUACGGAAGAGGUCCAAGAGCAAGACUCGGAAGAGAGCUAUGAAGAAGUUCAGGAUGACGAGGACGGUGAAAAUGAAGAAGACGAAGACAACGAUGGGAGAGAGAGAGAAGAGGUAGAAGACAAUGAUGAUGUUGAGGAUGAUGAAGAGGAUGAUGAUACGGAAGAGGUCCAAGAGCAAGACUCGGAAGAGAGCUAUGAAGAAGUUCAGGAUGACGAGGACGGUGAAAAUGAAGAAGACGAAGACAACGAUGGGAGAGAGAUAGAAGAGGUAGAAGACAAUGAUGAUGUGGAGGAUGAUGAAGAGGAUGGUGAUACGGAAGAAGGUCAAGAGCAAGACUGGGAAGAGAGCUAUGAAGAAGUUCAAGAUGACGAGGACGAUGAAAAUGAAGAAGACGGUCAAGAAGACGAGGGAGAACAACACGAGGGAGCAGAAUAUGAAGAAUUUCAAGAUGCAGAAGACUAUUUAAACGAGCUUGGCGAAGAGAACGAAUAUGGAGAAAAACGAGAUGGAGAAGACUUUGAAGAUAGUGAUCUUGGCGAGGAAGAGGAAUAUGGAAAAGAGCAAGAUGGGAAAGUUGGUUAUGAUGGAGAAGAUGACGAAGAAGACGACACAAUUGACCGUCUUAAGUUGCUAACAUGGGCAUUAAGUGGAGAAGAUGACAUAAACGAGCUAGACAAAGAAGACGAAGAACUCAGUGAGGUAAAGAACCAGGAAAGCGAAAUUUAUCAUCUGCGUGAAAAGCGAUCCUUGGUGGAAGGAAAUGGACCCAUUCUGGCAAGUGACUCCGAAGGUAAGAAAGGCAGGAGAAAGGGCAAGAGAAAGGGCAAGGGAAAGCUCAAGGGAAAGACUGUAAGGGCAUAG
Molecule: messenger RNA, 2610 nt
Organism: Branchiostoma floridae (Florida lancelet)
Lineage: Eukaryota; Metazoa; Chordata; Leptocardii; Amphioxiformes; Branchiostomatidae
Exons: 5
Coding region: 1-2610 (869 amino acids)
Source: RefSeq, a predicted model, not a curated record